Messenger RNA from Oppia nitens, 1701 nucleotides. It is a transcript of the gene Gad1, whose product is annotated as glutamate decarboxylase-like. Bases 101 to 1648 code for a protein of 515 amino acids. The transcript has 13 exons. The record is from RefSeq and is a predicted model, not a curated record. Gene Ontology annotation, molecular function: pyridoxal phosphate binding; carboxy-lyase activity. Gene Ontology annotation, biological process: carboxylic acid metabolic process. Lineage: Eukaryota; Metazoa; Arthropoda; Arachnida; Sarcoptiformes; Oppiidae. Gene Ontology annotation, cellular component: cytoplasm.
CACAGGCAAUAAGUGAUGCGAAUGACAGCAGUUUAACUAUAUAUAAGUUCAACCAUUAGUUUACUACAAAAUUCAAUAUUUUUAAACAACAGUUAUCCAAAUGGCGUCUUCUUGUUCUUGUAAUGACGAAAAAAAGAUAAUAAACUCGACAAACAUUUCACAACUUUAUUAUACAGAUUUAUUUCCAAUCAAUGAAAACGGAAACAAACCGACCAAAGAAUUCUUGCUAAAAGUCAUUGAAAUAUGUCUCGACUUUAUUCAAAAAUCUAACGACAGGUCCACUAAAGUGAUUGACUUUCACACACCUGAAGAAUUGCAAAAAUUGUUUGAUUUUUCGAUACCCGACGAACCACUAAAUAUCGGACAAAUAUUGAAUGACUGUAGAGAUGCCCUUAAAUAUCAAGUGAAAACUGCUCAUCCGCAUUUCUUCAACCAAUUGUCGUGUGGUCUCGACAUUGUCUCCUUAGCCGGAGAAUGGCUUACGGCCGCCGCUAAUACUAAUAUGUUUACAUACGAAAUAGCACCGGUAUUUAUUUUAAUGGAACAUCAUAUCCUUAAAAAGAUGAGAGAUAUUAUCGGCUUUACUAAUGGAGAUUCAAUUUUAUGCCCCGGUGGUGCAAUAUCUAACUUGUAUGCUGUAAUCAUCGCCCGACACAAACUGUUUGCUGAAUAUAAGGCUAAAGGACUUAAAGCACUUUCACAACAACUGGUUCUCUUCACAUCAGAACACAGCCAUUACUCGACUCGAAGUGCUGGUGCUGUUUGUGGCUUCGGUACAGAUAAUGUUAUUGACGUUCCCUGUGAUGAAAGGGGACGAAUGAUACCAUCAGAGUUAGAAAGACUUGUCAAAGAAACCAUUUCAAGAGGUGACCGACCAUUUUUUAUCAACUGUACCUCUGGUACCACCGUUUUGGGAGCUUUCGACCAAAUCAACCCAUUGGCAGAUAUCGCCGACAAAUAUAAUAUUUGGCUUCACGUUGAUGCCGCGUGGGGAGGAGGAUGUCUAUUGUCACGAAAGCAUAGACACAAAUUGGAUGGCAUUGAAAGGGCCCGAUCUGUUACUUGGAAUCCACACAAACUCAUGAGUACUUUACUUCAGUGUUCAACCGUUCAUUUCAAAGAAAAUGGUUUACUUAUGGAUGCAAAUCAAAUGUGCGCCGACUAUCUGUUCCAACAGGACAAACAUUAUGAUGUCAGCUAUGAUACCGGAGAUAAAGUCAUUCAAUGCGGUCGACACAAUGAUAUAUUUAAAUUGUGGAUUAUGUGGAGAUCAAAAGGAAUGGAAGGCUAUGAACGACAUAUCGACCAUUUGUUUGAUUUGACUGAUUAUAUGGUUGAAAAGCUAAAGGAUCGCCCUGAUCAAUUUUAUUUGAUUAUACCGGAGCCAGAAUGCGUCAAUAUUAGCUUCUGGUAUAUCCCUACAAGGCUUAGGAAUGUACCACACGAUCGACAGAGAAUACAGGAGUUGGGAACGAUAACACCACAACUAAAGGCACGAAUGAUGAAUUCGGGAACACUUAUGAUAGGGUAUCAACCGGUCGGCGAAAUACCCAACUUUUUUCGCAAUAUUAUAUCAAACUCUGGCGUCCAAACAAAGGACAUUGACUUCUUGUUGAGCGAAUUGGACCGUUUGGGUCACGACUUAUAAAUUAAUAUAUUUAUCAUUCCGACCGAUAUCUUAAUUACAAAUAUAUAAUUAUA